AUGGAUGAGACACCUCGCCUGCAGGGAGCCACAGUGCAGGAAUAUGGAAUGUGCUGUGCAGAACACCUGGGCAAUCAGGCAAAGCUCUACGGGAUACAAUCCAGCACAGCACAGCACAGCACAGUACAGUACAGUACAACACAGUACAGCACAGUACAGCAUCCCCGAGCAUUCACCGAUAGAUGUACAGCUCCCUAUGCAACGUUAUGCGUUCUUGGUGCAGAGUUCGACAUUGAUACUUCGCCAGGACAGUCGAACCCGAAGCUGCCGGAUAUCCGCAAAUCGAUCAACGCAAUGCGAGUAACCGCCAUCGCUCAGGGGAUCAACAAAUGGCUAGAUUCGCUCCAUCGCCAGGUGCCGCUGACCGGGCGAGAGUCACAACGUCUGCUCAAUGCUCUGACAAAUUCCUUUCGCAAGCAGCUUGACGAAGCACAUCCUACCAAGGCACAGGAUGAUGCCGUCUCGGUCUCGAAGCCAACGUCAAGCAAACUUCUCGCAAGAGUGCAGUCCGCAGAGCGACCGGCGAAGUCGCCAAACGAGGCUGUUCAUACUACUUCGGCAGUCGAAAGUGCAGAUCGCCACCUCGCUUCUGUACUCACGAGUCCGUUGAUGAUGGGCCCUGCAUCCAUCGUCGCAAAACCAUCACCACGCAAAGCGUCGCCGACUAAGCUUUCGCCAGCAAAGGUCAAGCAGACAGCUAAAGACGAACUCGUACCGAUUCGUAAAAUCUUCGCAACUAAAUCUACAUUAAUGCCUUUGUCCAAUCAACCCACGCCAACAUCAACGAAAUCAACUGACAUCGCUCGAUCUCCACCAGGAACGAAACCAUUACAGAGCUCGUCGAGUUCCCUCGACGAGGAUGUUCUGAUACCCGCCGUCAAAGCUUCCAAAGCCUCAGGAGAUCAGCAGCCUCGCCAUCCUGCGCAUUCACAAGAGGACAACCUCGCACAGCCUAAACUCAAUCAUCAAAAGAUCUCGUCGAUGCCGCAUCGCGUUAAGGUCUCGUCGAGGCCAGUCAACGAUGAUGAUGACGACGACGAGGCCCACAGCGAUCGGCCUUUGUGGUAUCCUCUGGCAAGGGCAGCACCAUGA
Dissoconium aciculare CBS 342.82 is the source of this 1092-nucleotide messenger RNA. RefSeq lists its product as uncharacterized. Bases 1 to 1092 code for a protein of 363 amino acids. The transcript is spliced from 3 exons. The record is from RefSeq and is a predicted model, not a curated record. NCBI's taxonomy places the organism in Eukaryota, Fungi, Ascomycota, Dothideomycetes, Mycosphaerellales, Dissoconiaceae.